Messenger RNA from Kwoniella botswanensis, 1251 nucleotides. RefSeq lists its product as uncharacterized. Gene Ontology annotation, biological process: carbohydrate metabolic process. Bases 1 to 1251 code for a protein of 416 amino acids. NCBI's taxonomy places the organism in Eukaryota, Fungi, Basidiomycota, Tremellomycetes, Tremellales, Cryptococcaceae. The record is from RefSeq and is a predicted model, not a curated record. The transcript has 6 exons.
AUGCGAUCAAAAACGCCUUUGGUCGCUUUCUUAGCAGCAUCAACCUCAUUGGUAUCGGCCACUCAUUUUACGGAUUCACUCUUAAACAAAGUAUACAAUGUUAUGAAUGAGAUCAAUAGCGCUUCCUGGGAGAAUGGAACGAAAUCUAUAGCAAUCUUAGAAUCCAAAUAUCCUGAUCUCUCAGUCUACUCCUCCAGUUCACCUUUCCAGCCCCUAGAUGGGUUACAAUCCGGACAAAUCUCAGAGAUCAUCGAUAUCGCUCAGACCACAUUGAACAAUCGACCUAAAUCGAACACGACUACCUCAUCAUCCAAUUCCACGCUAAGUGGUAGCUCUUUGCUGGAAGAUGGUGCGGCGGGCGAUCCACCCAGUUUGGGAAUAGCGGUCUUACUGGCCAAUGUAUCGACCGAUAACGAAGUAGUUAAUGGGAUAGGAUAUGGGGAUGCAGCUACGUCACAAUUGAACCAUCUGCUGUACAAUGUACCUAGAACAUCAUCGGGAGCAAUCUCUCAUAGAGAAGAUCAAGCUCAACUAUGGUCGGAUAACGUGUUUAUGGUCCCUCCUUUCUUUGCAUACUACGCUGUUCUGCACAAUAAUCAGACUCUUCUCCAAGAAGCUUAUCGACAAUGUUCCCUCUAUCGUGACACUCUCAGACAGGACAGUGGAUUAUGGGCACACAUCCUGCUAGGGACUGGUACCCAUGAUUCCGGUCUUUGGGCGACUGGUAAUGCUUGGGCCGCGACUGGUAUGUUGAGGGUAUGGGCUACAAUCAAAGCUUCGAGUUAUGCAAGUGACAUGUCGAGUCAGAUGGAUGACUUGAAGAAUUGGGUAACGGAGAUUCUCGAUGCUUCGCAAGGGUACAUUACCAGUGAUGGAUUAUUGCACAACUACAUAAACGACAAUACAUCUCGAUUAUCCACACUGAACAUAACGGAUACCUACGUUCCCGACUCCCUUAAACUCUUAGCAGCGGUAUCAUCAUAUGUCAACUCGACAGGGUAUCUCACUCAGGUGGUCAACCCAUAUGAUUUCUCCAAACAGGGUACAGUCUCACCUGAAGGUCAAAGUUUCGUAGUUAUGGCCUAUGCGGCUUACAAAGAGUGGGAUAGUCUUGGAAGGAGAGGUUCGACUAGCGGUAAUGAUGAUCCCCUCGGAAGCAGUAGUUCGGCUAACAAAGUCACGAGCGGAAGUAUACCAGCAUUAUUUGGUGGUUUGUUGGCUUCUAUAUUGGGUGUCUGGUCAAUGAUAUAG